GCGAAACUGAGUCCUCGAGAAGCCCCUUUUUGUUGUGUUUCUGCGCCAUCGUUGUAUUUCCCGUUGUCGAGCUCUUCAUCUCGGAGGCGAAUCGCUGGUGCACGCUUCGCCCGCCACAAUGACUGCCCAGGAAGCUGAGGGACUCGCCACCGAGCUCGAGCAGCAGAAGCUUCACUCAGACGAUCCCAUCAUUGAGGAUGCGAAGGACAGUGAUGACGAGGACGAUGAUGAGGGCGACGAUGACGACGUCGCUGAUGGAGAGGAAGGCGAAGACGGUCUGACUGCAGGUAAGUCAAAGCAGAGCCGUGGUGAGAAGAAGAGCAGGAAGGCCAUGCAAAAGCUUGGCAUGAAACCAGUCCCCGGCGUCACCCGUGUGACAAUCAAAAAGAGCAAGAACAUUUUGUUCGUAAUCUCGAAGCCUGACGUGUUCAAGAGCCCAGCAUCUGAUGCUCACAUCAUCUUUGGAGAGGCGAAGAUUGAGGAUUUGAGCUCACAACUUCAGAGUCAAGCUGCAGAGCAGUUCAAGGUACCAGAAGUGGCGAACGUAGAAUCCAAGGCUGAGCCUGCGUCAACUGCUGAGGCUGAAGAGGAGGGCGAUGUUGAUGAGACCGGUGUGGAGCCCAAGGACAUUGAGUUGGUAAUGACUCAAGCAGGUGUUUCGCGUGCGAAGGCUGUUCAUGCUCUUAAGACAACAAAUGGAGAUAUCGUUAGUGCCAUUAUGGACCUUACAGGCUAAUGUUAGGAUCUUGUAUUGAAACUUUCUCUUCGUCUCUAUGGAAACACUUCAACAAUACUGAGUAUUUCGUUUUCA
Messenger RNA from Physcomitrium patens, 811 nucleotides. RefSeq names its product nascent polypeptide-associated complex subunit alpha-like protein 1. Lineage: Eukaryota; Viridiplantae; Streptophyta; Bryopsida; Funariales; Funariaceae. Gene Ontology annotation, cellular component: nascent polypeptide-associated complex. The record is from RefSeq and is a predicted model, not a curated record.